Molecule: messenger RNA, 1685 nt
Organism: Notodromas monacha
Lineage: Eukaryota; Metazoa; Arthropoda; Ostracoda; Podocopida; Cyprididae
Source: the annotation of a GenBank genome assembly
AGUCUGGCUAACCACUAAAAGCUAUUGAAAGGUUGACAAUUACAUCUCUGGAUUGGAGACAGUGUGUUUUCAUGUCUUUGUUGAACUUCUUGUUUUAGUCUGCUUAUUCAACCAAUUAAUUAACUACAUGACUUCUGAUACAUAUUGGUUUUUGUGACCAAAUCAAUGGGUAGGAGUUUCUUGAAGGAGCAUCAUAAGUUAAAAAGCUACCAUAAGAUAUGGCAAUGAAGAGGAAGUUUGAUGUUCUGAUGGAGGACCAAGACUGCAGCAGAAAAGCCCUGGAUGAUGACUGUUGUGGUGUAUGUCCUCCAUGCAGCUGUUGCCCAAAUGUGACAUGUUGUUGCCCACCUUGCUGUCCAGUACCCAAUUGCUGUCCAUGCCCCACACCCAAGCCAUGUUGCAUCUAUCCUCCAUGUGACCCAAAGCCCCCAGAAUGCCCUGGCACAUGCCCUACCCCAGUAGCCUGUCCUUGCAAGGGGUGUGUCUACCCUGACCCACCACCACCUUGUCCUGCACCCACUCCUCCAGUCUGUCCAAUCCCACCAUGUGGAUGCAUUCCUUAUAUUAAACCAAGACCCUGCUGCUGCAUGCCACCAUGUUGCAUCCCAGAGCCAUGUGCACCACCCAGGCCACCAGCAUUGUGCAAACCUCCUAAAUAUUGUGAUGACCUUGAGCCAGAUGCACAAGUUGAAUCUAAACUAUUUGAUUGUGAAAGCUUGGGACAACUGGAAACUUUUCUGGACAGAACCAUUACUGCAGAAGAUCAGGAGGCAGCUUUCAUGGUGUCUGUGUUUGCAAUGUUUUCAACUGGCAACCUGGCUUUUGUUUAUGCUGGCUGUCUUCUGUCAUCAAGAAUUGUGCUGACCUAUUCUCAAUGGCUGACUGAAAGCAAUUAUGGAUCAUCAAGCACUUUCAAUGGUGCCCUUAUCAAAGCUGGGUUACAAUCAAGUGCAAGUUCAGGAGACAAACAAGAGCGAACUGGCAACCUGGCUUUUGUUUAUGCUGGCUGUCUUCUGUCAUCAAGAAUUGUGCUGACCUAUUCUCAAUGGCUGACUGAAAGCAAUUAUGGAUCAUCAAGCACUUUCAAUGGUGCCCUUAUCAAAGCUGGGUUACAAUCAAGUGCAAGUUCAGGAGACAAACAAGAGCGCUCUGCUCCAAAAAUUGGCAUCAGUCUUUUCCAGGGCAAAGUCACAGAAAAGGAAACUGAUGUCAACACAUUCUUCAGAAAUAAUCUGGCUUUAGUCACUGUCUCAGAUGCUUUCAUCAUUGGAACAACUGUGAGGACCAUAAGAGUGUCUACAGGAAUUGGUCCUGAUUUUGCAGGCCAGGAUAUUUUUGGCUUGUUCACUACCACCACAACAGAAGAUGAAGGCAAGAGUCCUCCUGUGCUGCAUAAAGUGAAUGCCACUGUCCAUGGAUCCAAGUGUCCAUCAUCAAUCCAGAAUUAUGGAGGUACAUUGAACACAUCUUUAGCUUCAUGCAUUUCAGUGACUUCAAACAGUGAUUCCUGCAUCCAGCCUCAACCUGGUUCUGCAGUUGUGAUCCUUGGUGCAGAUGGCUUUUUGUACUUGGCUGGACUGACAAGAAUCAUUUCUUACCCUCCUCCAACCCAGCAAAUAAUUUUACCAUUGCAACCUGUGUUGCAACUCCAUUGGCAAGCCGUUUUGACCCAAAUGUUGGGCUAA